Messenger RNA from Thecamonas trahens ATCC 50062, 1863 nucleotides. Its product is annotated as GTP-binding protein engA. The transcript has a single exon. The record is from RefSeq and is a predicted model, not a curated record. NCBI's taxonomy places the organism in Eukaryota, Apusomonadida, Apusomonadidae. Bases 1 to 1863 code for a protein of 620 amino acids. Gene Ontology annotation, molecular function: GTP binding.
AUGGUCGUGGCUGUGGUCGGCAGGCCAAACGUCGGCAAGUCGACCUUGUUCAACAGACUCAUCGGCAGAUCGCUGGCUCUGGUCGACUCGCUCCCGGGCGUCACCCGCGAUCGCCGCGAGGGCGCCGCAUCGCUCGGCGGCAUGGACUUUACCGUUGUUGAUACCGCUGGUCUAGACGAGCCGGUGAAAAAGGCGGCAGUGCGCGGGGUUCGUGGCGCGGCGGCGGAGGCUCUGGCGAUGGAGCAGGUCAUGGCCGACAAAGGCGUGCUCUCGGCCAUGCUGGAGCAGACCACCGCCGCCGUCCGCGCCGCAUCGGUUGUUGCCUUUGUAGUUGAUGUUCGCCACGGCAUUUCGCCAUGGGACGAGUACUACGCCCGCUGGCUCCGCAAGACCCUCGCUGACGUCCCCUCACCGCCGCAUCUCCUCCUCAUCGCCAACAAGUGCGAGGGCUCGGUCGCCGACGAGCUGAUGUUCUCGGACGAGCUCGACAACGGCUGGUCCACCGCCGCCGCCCGCCGCCUCGGCUUUGGCGAGCCCAUCUACCUCUCGGCCGAGCACGGUGACGGCCUCGCGGCGCUGUACAACGCGUUGGCGCCCAUCCACGAGCAGCUCGCUCCGCCGCCGCCAGAGCCGCCGGCACCGGCAGCAGCAGAAAGCGACGCGCCGCCGGCAGACCUAGCCGACGCCGAGCAUCACACCCAGCCGAUCUCGGUCAAGGAGAUGCGCCGCCGCGAGCGCCAUGAGCGCUCGGGCCUGCGAGUGGCGGUUGUCGGCAGGCCAAAUGUCGGCAAGUCGACGCUCGCCAACAACCUGCUCGGCACCGACCGGUUUGUGGUCGGCGACAUGCCCGGCGUGACGCAGGACGCCAACUCGGUCCACACCGUGUGGCGAGUUCCCGAGUCUCACGCGCAUCUCGAGGCCCUGGGCACGCCGCCGGUCUCAGAGGUCUCGGUCACCCUCGUCGACACUGCCGGGAUGAUGCGGCCGUCGGCGAGUGCAAAAUCGACGACGCCCAAGCGGCUGGCUUCGCUCGCCUACCGCGAUGCGCUCUCGGCCAUCCGCCGCGCAAACGUCGUCGUCCUCGUCGCCGACAUCAAGCCGUCGGUCCGUGGCGACGGCUUCCACAACCCGCACGACCCGAGUCGCGCCUCGCGGAAGCGCUCGCGCAAGGCUGGGGCUGUAGCCCGCAGCAGCGAUGAUGUCGAGAGCGACGACGACCUGGCGUAUAAGUUCGAGUUUGACACCGAGCAAACGGUCUUCUCGCCGAUGGACGCGUCCAUCGCCAAGCGGGUGGCCGACGAGGGGCGCGGCCUCGUGGUUGCCGUCAACAAGUGGGACUUGCUCGGCGCCCACGGCCUGCCGCGCUCAGUCGACAACCCGCACUCGCAGCUCCCGGCCAUUGUCAAGCACCUCGAGUCGAAGCUCGCCUUUGUGGCGCCGUACCAGCUUCGCGACGCGCCCUGGGUUGGGAUCUCGGCGGCGGCGUCGAUGGCGUCGGCCCCAGCACCGGGCGAGCUUGCUCCGGUCGCUACCUCGUUUGAUGACCUCUCGUCCAUGGCCGCGCUCUCGCCGCAGACGCUCCUCGUCCCGGAAAUCCUCUCGGUCUACGACGGGUGGAACAUGCGGCUUCCGACCGGCGCGCUCAACGAGUGGCUCGCUGGCAUUGUCGGCCACCGCUCGGCACCGGGCAAGGUCCGUUACAUCACCCAGGUCGACUCACGGCCGCCCAAGUUUGUGCUCUUCGCCGCAAAGCGCGGAUCGUCAACCCACUGGGCCGGGUGGAUCAAGUUCCUCACCAACGAGAUGCGAGCUCAGUUUGGCCUUUACGGUGUCCCGAUCCGCAUCGCGGUCCGCAACGGGUGA